Molecule: messenger RNA, 3509 nt
Organism: Linum trigynum
Lineage: Eukaryota; Viridiplantae; Streptophyta; Magnoliopsida; Malpighiales; Linaceae
Source: the annotation of a GenBank genome assembly
AAGACUAAGAAUUACGCUUUAAUUACCAAUGCCUUUGAAGCAGUUGACACGGUUUCAUAUUAAAUAAGAAUUAAAAUACCGUACCGUAUCGGCGGUUCGACCUGAAAAACCUUCUACCAGAAGCAAAACCUGUAGGCGGUAUUUAGCGGUAUAAUACGGGUGAACCAUCGUUAAACCACGAUUUUAACAUGAAAUAUCCUACCACUAACUUCUCCGGUACGGUAUUUCAAUCCUUAAACUAGAUACAUACCGUGGAUUUUUGAUCGUCUUGCAAAGCAGCUUAACGCAAUAUGACUGCUGAACAUCAAUAUAACAAAGGGACUGAAGAAGAUGUGACAAAUUGAGUCACUCACAAGUCACAAACUAAGGAAAACGAUGUGAGAAAUUUCUAAUUAUGAAACGUUCAAAGGAAAAUGGGGAGCAGCCAACUCUAGCACUAAAAUGUGAGUGGUGGAAAAAAAAAACAAGGCAAUGAAAUUUACAUAUAGUGGAUUCUGAUAACAAGCCACACAAUAAGUUGCUCCCAUUACUCUUUGAAGGAACUAGAUUCUACAUCAGGUUUUUUUCCCCUGUGAUAAUCUCUUUCAUUGGAAAAAUCUUCCUAUAAGAAAGAAUCACUGAUUCAGUUAUUGGGUUAAACAGCAAAAGACAUUGACUGGCUUUCUACUCUCAAGAACCAGUUGGUCCCAAUAACUCGAGCUGUUGGGAUCAACUGAAACUUGACAUGGUAUCAGAGCCUUCUGUGACCGAAAGGUCUUGUGUUCGAUUCCCGGUGACCCCCAUUUGUUAAGCACAUGGUAUUCUUGUCUUCAGACCUGUGCAAAGUUCAAGCCCUUGUGAGUGGCUUUCGUUUGAGGGGGCGUGUUAGUGUUGUGGUAUAUGAUCCACGAUUGAACUUCUCCCAACAACUCGAGUUAUUGGGAUCAACUGGUUCUUGACAUCUUGCUGCAGAAAAUCUCCCUCUCACUGCGUCCCAAAAUUCCAAAUCCCACUAGACAUUCUAUUUGCUGCUGCUGCUAUAAGAAAGGACCCAAAAAUGACUCCACAAUUCCCCCAUCUUCCUUCUGGAAAAUAAUGACUACCACCACUACUACUACCCUGUUUGCUCUCUUCUGCUUUCUUCCUCUUCUUCUUCUUUCGAAGGCUACCAAUGCCGAUACUACCAACAGAAAUGCAACUCGGCCGCGGCCGCCAUGGCGGCCGCCGGGGAUUCAUUUCCACACCGUUCAGCUCCCCUCUCUGUUUCCUUCAAACACCUGCCGCCCUUCUCCUUCUCCUUCAAUCAGCAAAGAUGGCUUAGAAAGCAAGGAAGCAAUUCUGCGAGUGCUCCACUUACAUGGGCCGUGCGCCCAGGCCCAGGCCCAACAACAACAACACAAGCCCACUGCGGACGAGACCCUUCGCCAGGACGAGUCCAGGGUCAAGACGAUCCAGUCCAGAUACAGAAACGCGGUCGCAGGCGCCGACGACGUCAGCGUGACGAAGGACUCCUCCAUCGCCAUCCCGGCGAAGGACGGCGCCACCCUCGGCGGCGCGAACUACUUCGUCACCGUCGGCAUCGGCACGCCGGCGCAGCAGCAGUCGCUCAUAUUCGACACCGGAAGCGACCUGACGUGGACGCAGUGCCAGCCGUGCGUACGGUCUUGCUACAAGCAGCAGGAGAAGAUCUUCGACCCGUCCUCCUCCGCUUCGUACCGAAACGUUUCUUGCUCCUCCGCCUCCUGCUCUGCCCUCGCUUCCGCCACAAGUAUCAAGCCAGGGUGUUCGUCGUCGACGUGCGUGUACGGGAUCCAGUACGGCGACUCGUCGUACUCCGUCGGAUUCUACGGCACGGAGAAAAUCACGUUGACGACGUCAACCGGCGGCGUCUUCAACAACUUCUUCUUCGGGUGCGGCCAAAACAACCAAGGACUCUUCCGGGGAACCGCCGGAUUGCUGGGAUUAGGACGGGACAAGGUUUCAUUCGUCUCCCAAACGGCCAGAAAGUACAGGAAGCGCUUCUCCUAUUGUCUCCCGUCCACCUCCAGCGACAUCGGAUUCCUUACCUUCGGCGGAGCUUCCACCACCAAGUCAGUGAAAUUCACUCCACUCUCCGCCAGCUCGGCGGGGACCAGCUUCUACGGCCUCGACAUCACGGCAAUCAGCGUCGGCGGCCAGAAGCUCCCCAUCUCCGCCACCGUCUUCUCCACCGCAGGUGGCAUCAUCGACUCCGGCGCCGUCAUCAGCCGCCUCCCGCCGGCGGCCUACUCGGCCCUCCGGUCGGCAUUCCGGCAGCAGAUGUCGAGCUACCCGUUGGGGAAGCCGCGGUCGAUCCUCGACACCUGCUACGACUUCAGCAGCUACGACGUUGUGUCCGUGCCCGUGAUCUCGUUCUUCUUCGCCGGCGGCGCCGAGGUGGAGAUCGGGGCUGUCGGGAUCCUGUACGGCUUCUCGAUAUCACAGGUGUGCCUGGCGUUCAAGGGCAACGACGACGCGAGCGACGUGGCGGUCUUCGGGAACGUGCAGCAGCGGACGAUGGAGGUGGUGUACGACGGGGUUCGAGGGAGGGUCGGGUUCGCCGGCGGUGGCUGCAACUGAGACCCGAGCUCCUAGUGAAGAACUUGGUAAAAGGGAAUAAAGAUUCGAAGUAGAAUAUGGGAAUUGAAUAACGUGUGCCGUAUCACGGUAAGUAAUAUAGGCAAAAGCUGUUUUAAGGUAAAAGGAUAUGCAUAAACAGGAAUGGAACUCGAGCUACUCAGUACCAUAUAGUCAUGGAAGUAGCUUGUCAUCGUUUCCGUUAUUUGUAAAGAAUGGCCAAAGGAAUACAAGUGUGGGCAAUAGUAGCAAAGUGUAAGUUUUUGGUAAGAAAAAGGGUUACUUGCAGAAACUAUGGUUUCACAUGUAAGGAGAUAUGAACCAAACAACAGCAGUUAUAAGAGAGACGGCCGAGGGCUAGUGAGAACAUGGAGAUAGAAGAAGAAGAAUUCAUAGGAUGUAAGCUCAAUCUCAGGUUCUAUCUAAGCAAUGAGUUCCUCGUCAACCAAGGAACGACGAAGUCCACGAAACGCCAAACGCAAAUGGGAAUCAAACCUUGGUAGCUAGCCAAAAUCAAAGCAAAGAAUGGAACUUAGGGGGAACAAUUCAAGAAGAUACAAGCAUGUUAUGAAAAAGUGUUUUAAGAGAGGAAGAACACAAGUAAAACGCAAGUUCAAUCUACCUAUUGUUGAGCAGGAACUACAACAACUUGGUCCAAAACUAAGCAAAGAAAAAGGCCAUGCCACUGGAUUCAUUCAUCAUAUAUAGUUCUCAAGAGCAAACGCCCCUGAAGAUAUGCCAAGAGAAGAGUUCAUUCUAGCACACAUAAGUACUGCAGAAUGGAGUUCUUGAAAACCAUAUUCAAAGAUUCCAAACUACAAGGAAUCACAGCACCUGCAGAUUUAUCCAACUCAUGGUUUAGCAUUUAGAACUUAUCACCACCAAGACAAUCAGGCAAAAAAAUUGAUGAAUUAUACUAAACUUAACAGAGUAAC